This is a messenger RNA of Phyllostomus discolor (pale spear-nosed bat), 3427 nucleotides long. It is a transcript of the gene FAN1, whose product is annotated as FANCD2 and FANCI associated nuclease 1. Gene Ontology annotation, molecular function: 5'-flap endonuclease activity; 5'-3' exonuclease activity; flap-structured DNA binding. The record is from RefSeq and is a predicted model, not a curated record. Gene Ontology annotation, biological process: interstrand cross-link repair. Gene Ontology annotation, cellular component: nucleus. NCBI's taxonomy places the organism in Eukaryota, Metazoa, Chordata, Mammalia, Chiroptera, Phyllostomidae. Bases 258 to 3329 code for a protein of 1023 amino acids. The transcript has 14 exons.
CGGGAGGGCGGGGGACGGCCGGCGCGAGGCAGUGGGCCCGGAGGGAGGGAGGCGGCUGAAGGGUGGGUGGUCCGGGCUCCGUAGCGGAGCCCCAGGUGUGCAUCGCUGAAAGAAGAAAGCGACGAAACGAAUACCAUGAGGUUCCAUAGGAGCCCGCUUUUUUGUUCAAGGCAGGGAAGUAAGAGCAAACCAUCGCUGUCUUUCCCCAGUGACAUCCUUUGUUUCAUUACUUGAAGCCUCCAGCUUUUCUAACACUCAUGAUGCCAGGAGGGAAAUCGCCUUCGAAUAAAAGACUCCGUAGGAGUUUAUCAACGAACAGAACUAAAAAGAAUGAAUCUAAGUCCAUUGUUUUGUGUUUUAACAAUGCACCGCCUGCUAGACUCGCGUGUCCCAUUUGUAGUAAAAUGGUGCCCAGGUAUGACCUAAACCGGCACCUUGAUGAAAUGUGUGCUGACCCCAGUGAUGUCACUCCAGCUGACCCCGGGCAUGGUGGCGUAACGAAUUCCCACGUGUCCACCGUAGAUAUAACCAACACUGCCGUAGAGGAUGUAACACCACAGAAGUCGUCACCGUUAAAGACAAAUUUAACCCUUGACCAAACGGAUUCAGCAAAACCGGGCGUAAAAAAGCAGACGAGUCCCUACUUUAAAAGUAACGAUAACGAGGCGUGUAAAAAUCAAGAUGAGCUGAGUCCUCGUCAUGUCAAGGUCAUUCCUUUGGGAAGCCUGUCAUCUAAACUGUCCAGAAAAUACAUAAAGGCAAAAAGAUCAAUAGAGAAGAAUGAGGAGUUUGCCAAUCAUACUCCACAGAGUUCCUCAGCCCCGGGGGUUAGGACGGUUAACUGUUCAGAGACCGAGGACAAGGAUCAGAUGUUGGAAAACAGUUCUCAAAAGGAAAACCUAUUUACCUGUGAUUCUCUUACGGAACAAAACACUGAAAGUACUGUAGAAGGCGCUACGUUAAUAGAUGCAGAAAACCAAACCUCCACGCGGGAAUGUGGGAGGUCAACCCUCACUCCUGCUUUCUCAGAUAAUGCUCCUGUGAUGUCAGCACCAGAAUUAACUCUGGGGAGUAGACUGCAGUCUGCUUCGCAGGCCAGUCUUGCCAAGCAGGAGAGUAUCAGUCAAGUGCAGGGCGCAGGUGUUGAAAAACGCGAAGCGGAUGUUGAAGCCACAAUGACUGUGGCUGCGGAAGCUACACCACAGGUGUCAGAUCGGGAGGCACCAUCUCAUAGUUCUACACACGAUGCUUCUAAGGGGAGUGACAUCCCCAGAUGCCCUCUGGAAGGUGACAGUGGCUUCAUGAAUGAAGUCGCUUGCGGAGUUCCCUUGGAGCAGGGGUCAGGCUGUGACGGUCAUGAUGGUCAAACAGUUCCGGCACCCUCGAGCCAUCCUUACUACCUUCGGAGUUUCCUUGUGGUGCUGGGAGCCGUACUUGAGAAUGAAGAUGAUAGGAUGCUCUUCGACGAACACGACAAGGGGAUUGUGACUAAAUUUUAUCAGUUAUCAGAGAGUGGUCAGAAGUUAUAUGUAAGACUUUUCCAACGUAAGUUCGGCUGGAUUAAGAUGAGUAAAUUGGAGUAUGAAGAGAUCGCCUCUGACUUAACUCCCGUGGUUGGAGAGCUGCAGCGAGCUGGCUUUCUGCACACAGAAUCUGAGUUGCAAGAACUCCCUGAAGCGCUUGAACUCCUUUCUGCUCCCGAACUGAAAACGCUGGCGAAGACCUUCCACGUGGUGAACCCCAGUGCACAGAAACAGCAGCUGGUGGACGCUCUGCUCAAAUUGGCCAGACAGCCGUCCGUCUGCACUUGGGGCAAGAAGCCACCUGCCAUCGGAGCAGUGAUUUUAAAAAGAGCCAAGGCCUCGGCCGGACCCUCGCUGAGGCUGUGUCAAGGCCCCCGGGCCAUCUUCUCCCGGGUCCUGCUGCUCUUCUCCCUGACCGACUCCCUGGAGGAGGAGGAGGCUCCCUGCGGGGGCCAGGGCCAGCUCUGCACCGUGCUGCUGGUCAACCUGGGCCGUGUGGCGUUCCCUCAGUACACAGUCCGUCGGGAGACCCGAAUCUUCCAGGACCGAGACGACCUCAUCAGGUACGCAGCCGCCGCCCACACGCUGAGUGACAUCUCCGCCGCCAUGGUCAGCGGGAACUGGGAAGCAGCGAAUGAGCUGUCUCAGCGCGCCAAGAGGGACUGGGACACCCUGAAAAACCACCCUUCCCUGAGAUACCACGAGAACUUACCACUCUUCCUGCGGUGCUUCACUGUCGGGUGGGUUUACACAAGAAUUCUCUCUCGGGCCGUCGAAAUCCUGCAGAGGCUCCACAUGUACAAGGAAGCGGUCAAGGAACUCGAGGACCUUCUGGCCCAGAAGAUCUACUGUCCCGACAGCAGAGGCCGCUGGUGGGACCGGCUGGCUCUCAACCUGCACCAGCACUUGAAACGCCUGGAACCGGCUAUCAAGUGCAUCGCCGCAGGGCUGGCGGAUCCCGAGGUGAGAACAGGGCACCGCCUUUCCCUGUACCAGAGAGCCGUGCGCCUGAGAGAAUCCCCGAGCUGUCAGAAGUAUAGGCACCUCUUCCGCCGGCUGCCGGAAAUCAUCGUGCAGGAUGUGAAACACGUGACCAUCACGGGCCGGCUGUGCCCGCAGCACGGUAUGGGCAAGUCCGUGUUUGUGAUGGAAGCUGGGGGGGCCGCCACCCCCACCACCGUGCUGUGCUCCGUGGAGGAGCUGGCGCUGGCCUAUUACAGACGCAGCGGCUUCGACCAAGGGAUUCACGGGGAAGGGUCCACCUUCAGCACGCUGUUCGGCCUCCUCCUGUGGGACGUCAUCUUCAUGGACGGGAUUCCGGAUGUCUUCAGAACUGCCUACCAGGCGUUCCCGCUGGACUUGCACACGGACAGCUUCUUCGCCAGCCGGGAGCCGGCCAUCGAGGCCAGGCUGCAGCAGAUCCACGGUGCCCCUGCCGAGCGCCUGCGAGCCUGGGUGGCGGACGUGUGGCAGGCCCAGGCAGGCCGAGCGGCUUCCGUAGUCAGCUGGGAUCGCUUCGCUUCCCUUGAGCAAGCUCAGGACCUGGUUUCCUGCAUGGGGGGCCCUAUCCUGAGCGGCGUGUGCCGACGCCUGGCUGUGGACUUCCGGCACUGCCGAGGGGGCCUGCCCGACCUGGUGGUGUGGAACUCCCAAAGUCAUCGCUUCAAGCUGGUGGAAGUCAAGGGCCCCAACGACCGCCUUUCCCAGAAGCAGAUGAUCUGGCUGGACGAGCUGCAGAAGCUGGGGGCGGACGUCGAGGUCUGCCACGUGGUCGCCGUGGGAGCCAAGGGCAGAGGCCUCGACUGAGAGCCGUGGGCCUAGGACUUUCAAAAGCUUCAGUGCAAUUAUGUUUCAUUUCCUUUUGACAUUGUGGUUGUCGGCAAUAAACCUGAGAGGACACUUGG